AGGUUCGAAUAUGAUUAUACAAAAAUCACAAAAGAAUGAAAAAGCAAGUGGACAAGUGGUGAAAAGUAUACAGUAGAGCACAAUGUGCCUAUAAAUUUGGCAAUUACGUAGACAAAAUUUAACACAGGGACAAAAGGUGGGUGGGGGGGGGGGAGGAAGAGGAAAAUCCCAUUUUUCUACAAAUUAAUUUCAUAAGAAUUAUUUGGAAAAAUUAUGGGAGUUGAAAUUAGACGAGCUACCAUUAAUGGUGAAAAUCACAGUGAAAGUGGUAACACAGGUGCACCAGUUGUACUUGGGCUUCAACCAUUUGCUCUUGUAGACCAUAUAGCUAAAGUUGAUUGGUCCCUUCUCUCCCAAAUUCCUGGUGAACCUGGUGGCUCUUUCCCUGUUGCAGUUGAAGAGUUGAAGCAUAUACUCAACGAGCUCAACGCCCAUAUCCUUCCUUCUACUGACAAUGAAUCUCUAUUGAAGACUAUAGCUGGAGGUAGUGUUGCAAAUACAAUUAGAGGGUUGGCUGCUGGCUUUGGGAUUAGUAGUGGGAUCAUUGGGGCUUGUGGCGACGAUGAAGAAGGUAAAUUAUUUAUGAGCAACAUGGGCUUUUACAAAGUGGAUCUCUCAAGAUUGAGAUUGAAGAAUGGAACUACGGCUCAGUGUGUUUGUCUGGUUGACGAAGUUGGCAAUCGUACCAUGCGGCCCUGUUUGUCUGGCUCUGUGAAAGUUCAGGUAGAUGAACUGAAAAGAGAGGACUUCAAAGGUUCCAAGUGGUUGGUAUUGAGAUAUGCCAUCCUGAAUAUUGAAGUUAUUAAGGCGGCCAUCAAAAUAGCAAAGGAAGAAGGCCUUUUUGUUUCGUUAGAUCUAGCCAGCUUUGAGAUGGUGAGGAAGUUUAAAUCACCUCUAAUUGAAUUAUUGGAGUCGGGAAACAUCGACCUUUGCUUUGCAAAUGAGGAUGAAGCAACUGAGCUUCUAAGGGGUGAAGAGAAAGCAGAUCCUAAUGCAGCACUUGAAUUUUUGGCUAAACAUUGCAAGUGGGCUGUUGUCACCUUAGCCCAAAAGGGGUGCAUUGCAAAACAUGAGAAAGAGUUUGCCCGUGUUCCAGCAAUUGGCGAGGCAAAACUUACUGACGCUACAGGUGCCGGAGAUCUGUUUGCAAGUGGGUUUUUGUAUGGAUUGGUAAGGGGACUGUCACUGGAGGAAUGUUGUCGGGUAGGUUCUUGCAGCGGUGGGUCUGUGAUUCGAUCUCUAGGAGGUGAGGUAACACCUGAAAAUUGGCAAUGGAUGUACAAACAAAUGCAGGCCAAGGGACUCCAGCUUCCAGAGCUAAGCAAAUCCGCUGUUGUGAAUUAGAAGAGUGGCCGUGUUUUGUUGUCGUGAAGUUUCUUUCUCGAGCUUAAAUCCUCCCAGUUCCAUUAUGAUGCCCCGCAACUCAAAAGUAAUAGGAAAAAGAACGAGCAGCGCUGUGUUUUUUUAAGUGCCUACUCCUAUUUGACUUGUCGUGAAGAAAUGUUGAACGUAAAAUUUCAUAUUGUUUAGUCUGGAUCUCCCAUCUUAAUUUAGGUGUCAAGAUUCAGUUUUAUAUCCAGUGUCUUGCACAGAGAACCAAUCUUUUACCCCCUUUUUCCAUUUAUGAUCUGUAUCUCUUAAUUGAACCUUGUUUUAUACCCCUCCAUGGCAAGAACAUGUAUCCCCCUUCUCAAGACAAACUAAGAGAAAUUUAAGAUCAAAUAGAUCGUCGAUGGUUUUCUCUGUGAUUCAA
Molecule: messenger RNA, 1753 nt
Organism: Capsicum annuum
Lineage: Eukaryota; Viridiplantae; Streptophyta; Magnoliopsida; Solanales; Solanaceae
Exons: 8
Coding region: 214-1344 (376 amino acids)
Source: RefSeq, a predicted model, not a curated record